AAAUAAUAAAGUGGUUCUGUUCUACUUAUUCAGGAGACGAAGAAGUUUGCGCGUCACUUGCAGUGUAAGCGGGUGUGAAAGGCUCUCACUGCUGAGGCCGCCCAUUUCUACUACUCUUCACAUAUAUUGCAUCAAACUAGACAUGGUAAAAAUAGUAGCUGUAAUGCUAUCAAGCAGUCUCUUUCAAGUUAUUCUUGUGAGAAGUUGCAGUACAGCUGCCAUCGCCAGUCGACAGCACGAGAGGCACCUUCAUGUAUUAAGUGAAGUGGUGUCAGGGCCCGCUCACGGGAAGCCGCUGGCACUUCACCUGGAUACCGCUCUUCCAGCAGACGUGCGGCAAGCAGUCCUAGGUGUGGAGGCGGUACGGCGCACACCUCACUUUACUUUAAGUCUAGGCCUAAACCACAGCCAAGGGCGGUGGCCGAGACAAGAGACGGCAUCGGCGGCGCUGUCUUACGGCUCCCCUGCUAUGCUGCACGUAGUGUUGUGGCUCACGCCGCGGCCCGAACUGCUUAAGGCACUGUGGAUACUAUGGAAGCCCCGCCACCUGCUUUUCUUCAGUUUGGGAUCACUCCCCGGCACCGAGGUCUUGAGGGACGAGGCGGUGAGCAAUGUGGAGAAGCUAGCACUCAUCGGCCACCUCUCUGCCGAGGCGGAGCGAGGUCCCGACGCCCUAGGUGUGUACACUAUGCUGCCUUUUUCCUCUAGUGGCGUUCAACUCCUCGGCCCGUGGGAGCAUGAGUCUUUCAGUAACUGGGAGGCACUUUUCCCGGACAGGUUCCCGUCCUUCGAAGGAUAUACUUUUCAACUGGCAACAUGGAUGGUAGAUUACCCGUACCUGUAUCACAAAAACACAAAUUCUCUUCAAGGUACUGGGAUUAGUAUUAGAGCCUUAGAGGCUGUAUCUUCACUCCUGAACUUCAGCUACACCUUGACAGUCAAGCCACCGGAACCAGUGUACGGAGGGAAGCUAAAUGGCUCCUGGGCAGGGAUUCUAGGAAUGAUAUUAAAGAAGGAGAAAAACUUUUCUAUUAAUACCUUUUAUCUGACUCCAGAACGGUACAAAGACUUUGAUCCUUCGUCAUACUGGGGAUUUAGCAAGGUGGGAGCCUUUUUGUUGACGCCGCCCCCUCUCCCGAUGUCCCUGAAUCUUCUGCGCCCUUUCACUGUAGGAGUGUGGACAACCAUUGCAUUUUGCUUCGCGUUGGCAGUAUGCUCCUGUCUGAUGCUGGAGAGAACAGCAAAUCCUCGGAGCUCGGAGAGGCGCGGGGUGAUGGGCGUGUUGAUAGAACUGCAUUGCGGUCUGGUAAAUCAGAGUGCCCCCGCCCUUCUGCUGCCACUCUGGAAGCGGGUUUUCCUGGCCGUGUGGCUGCUCUGUUGUCUGGUCGUCACUGCCGCCUACACCUGCAACUUGGUGGGCAUUUUCACUCGUCCUGCUUAUCCGCGGCGACUCUACACCCUGCAGGAACUUACCGACAGUACCUUCAGGUAUUGCAACACUGGUUUUACCUCUACCAAGAGACAAUGACAAUUUCACGUUCUUUACAAACCUUGUUCUCGACACGUGGCAUGUGCUUUACAGCUACAGUACCUACUCCCAGUGGUUCUCAUACUGUUUUUUC
Scylla paramamosain (green mud crab) is the source of this 1622-nucleotide messenger RNA. RefSeq lists its product as uncharacterized. Bases 143 to 1528 code for a protein of 461 amino acids. The transcript has 2 exons. Gene Ontology annotation, molecular function: ligand-gated monoatomic ion channel activity. NCBI's taxonomy places the organism in Eukaryota, Metazoa, Arthropoda, Malacostraca, Decapoda, Portunidae. Gene Ontology annotation, cellular component: membrane. The record is from RefSeq and is a predicted model, not a curated record.